Thalassophryne amazonica is the source of this 828-nucleotide messenger RNA. It is a transcript of the gene nanos3, whose product is annotated as nanos homolog 3. NCBI's taxonomy places the organism in Eukaryota, Metazoa, Chordata, Actinopteri, Batrachoidiformes, Batrachoididae. Gene Ontology annotation, cellular component: perinuclear region of cytoplasm. Gene Ontology annotation, molecular function: mRNA binding; zinc ion binding. Bases 122 to 736 code for a protein of 204 amino acids. The record is from RefSeq and is a predicted model, not a curated record. Gene Ontology annotation, biological process: negative regulation of translation; oogenesis. The transcript has a single exon.
AGCGCUAUGCACGUGCUGCAGGUGUUCUGUGAUUGGUCGGCGACUUUACAGCUUGUAGGUAAUUACCAAUCAAAAGUGAGCGCACUCGCUGCGCCCGAACAGUCGCAGACUUUGUGCCAGGAUGAGCGGUUUGUUUUGCGGACUUUCCCAGCGUCUGCUGCGACUCAUGGACUCGGACGGAACCAGCUUCCAGCCCUGGCGGGACUACAUGGGCCUGUCGGACAUUAUGAAAGAGAUUGUGGGUGGGAGCCCCGCCGCGGGCUCUCCUCCUCCUCCUCCUCCUCCUCCGCGCUCCGAACCUGAACAUCUGUGCGCUGCUCUCGGUUCUCUGCGCAUUCAUACUGUCGACGCAAACUCUGCGCCAUAUCUCCCCGCUGAUCCGAAAAUGACGGGUUGUUUUGCUCAUCAGCGCCCUCUCGAUGACCCGUGGGGCGCGCUGAGCUCAAAGCCGCACUCGGGGCCCGGGCUGAGAGCGGGGGGCCCCCGCAGAGCCAAAGAGCGCAGGAGGAGCCCCGCGGCGGCCGCGCCACGGAUGUUCUGCAGCUUCUGCAAACAUAACGGGGAGUCGGAGGCUGUGUUCAGCUCCCACUGGCUGAAGGACAAGGACGGGGACAUCCUGUGUCCCUACCUGCGCCACUACGUGUGUCCACUGUGCGGCGCAACCGGCGCCAAAGCGCACACGAAGCGCUUCUGCCCCAAAGUGGACAGCGCCUACAGCUCCGUGUACGCCAAGUGACGCGCACGGACUCGAACCCCCGGCGUGCUUUAAGUUUGCUGUGAUUUUAUUUAUUUGUUUGUGUGUGUUUGUUUGAAAAAAAAACAAAAAAC